This is a messenger RNA of Rana temporaria (common frog), 6246 nucleotides long. RefSeq names its product phospholipase C eta 2 (gene PLCH2). Gene Ontology annotation, biological process: phosphatidylinositol-mediated signaling; lipid metabolic process. Gene Ontology annotation, molecular function: calcium ion binding; phosphatidylinositol-4,5-bisphosphate phospholipase C activity. The coding region runs from base 740 to 5467 and encodes 1575 amino acids. The record is from RefSeq and is a predicted model, not a curated record. NCBI's taxonomy places the organism in Eukaryota, Metazoa, Chordata, Amphibia, Anura, Ranidae. The transcript has 24 exons.
CUGCAUCUCCAGAGUAUAUUAUUAGCUAACCAUAAAUAGUUGAGUUCUUGUGGCAACUCGUUCAUUCUUGUAGGCCUUACCUUUGGGAAAGAGGCUACAGCGUAAAACUAAUCUAUUUUUCUUUCAUUGCCUUUCGUAGGAUGGUAAUCCUCUAGCUAGAUGGAGCGGAGACCUGGUCUAGGGAUUAUUACACGUGACAGAUUUAGAAAUCCACUUCAAUGUGCUGCUGAAUGUUGGUCUGUUUAGUUUUAGCAAGUGGGGGGUUUCAAGCACUGUACCGAAUGCAUCCACUUUCUGCUGAAGGAACCCAUGUUUUUGGUCUUGUGGGAAAGCUCCGGAAUAGGAUUAGAAUUUAACUUCAUACUUUUAUUUUUCUUGACUUUCUGAAGAUUGUAGCUGAUGCUUGGAAUUUUACACAAAAGAUGCUGAACUUUUAUCGGAUAUUUAUACUUUAUUGCUGCGUGUUUGCCAACUGAAUUUGUAUUCUUUUAACUUUGGCUGGACAUAAGUGUGCAUAUAUUCCUAUAAAUGUAUACUGUUGGAGUAUGAAGUACACAGUUAGUCAGAUGUUCCUAAAGCCAUCCAUGUCUUCCCGUAGACUGGUUUCUUGGUGGGUUUUUCUUUGUGGUACUCGGGAUAUUUCGGCUGCCUACUCCUAUGGAGUUCUUUACUAUUCUGUCUUUGAAAGUUAGCCAGAAGACUUUAUUCUAGGUUCACUUAAAUAUUUGCACCUAAAACAAUGGAGAGCUCCAAACCAUCUUUACAGCAAAAGAAGUCUGGGAUCUCUUGGCUAGCAGAGGAGUUUUUAUGGAUUGGGGGAAGCAUCGUAGCAUCACCAAACAUGAAAAUUGGACAGAUUGUGGAAAGAUGUAUGAGUUCUAUGCAAGCCGGAACCCAAAUGAUCAAACUACGAGGUAGUACCAAAGGUCUAGUUCGGUUUUACUACCUAGAUGAGCACAAGUCCUGUAUACGGUGGAGACCUUCAAGGAAGAAUGAAAAAGCCAAAAUCUCGAUUGAUUCAAUUCAGGAGGUGUGUGAAGGAAAACAGUCUGAGAUUUUCCAGAGAUAUUCUGAUGGAACUUUUGACCCAAAUUGCUGCUUCAGUAUCUACUAUGGGGAUCGCAUGGAGUCUCUGGAUCUGGUAUCCUCGAGUGGUGAAGAAGCGCGGACGUGGAUAACGGGUCUCAAGUACUUAAUGGCAGGGAUUAGUGAUGAAGACAGUCUUUCUAAACGUCAAAGGACUCGAGACCAAUGGUUGAAGCAAACCUUUGAUGAAGCAGACAAAAAUGGAGAUGGGAGCCUGAGUAUAAACGAGGUCUUACAACUAAUGCACAAACUGAAUGUGAACCUUCCACGACAGAAAGUGAAGCAAAUGUUCAAGGAAGCCGAUACAGAUGACAACCAAGGUACUCUUGGCUUUGAUGAGUUCUGUGCAUUUUAUAAGAUGAUGUCCACAAGGAGGGAUCUGUACCUGCUGAUGUUAACGUACAGUAACCACAAGGACCAUCUGGAUUCUGAUGAUCUGAAGCGCUUCCUUGAAACUGAGCAAAAGAUGACGAAUGUAACUAAAGAAUACUGCCUGGACAUAGUUGCUAAAUUCGAACCUUGCCCGGAAAACAAAAAAGACGACGUCCUGGGGAUUGAUGGUUUCACCAACUAUAUGCGGAGCCCAGCAGGAGAUAUCUUCAAUGCGGAACAUUAUCAAGUCAAUCAAGACAUGACCUUGUCACUCAGCAACUACUUCAUUGCAUCCUCUCACAAUACCUACUUGAUGGGAGACCAGCUCAUGUCUCAGUCCCGUGUUGACAUGUAUGCUUGGGUUUUACAAGCCGGGUGUCGCUGUGUGGAAGUUGACUGCUGGGAUGGACCAGAUGGAGAGCCAAUUGUCCACCAUGGGUACACCUUGACCUCCAAAAUCCUUUUCAAGGAUGUCAUUGAAACUAUUAACAAGUAUGCCUUCACCAAAAAUGAAUAUCCUGUCAUCUUGUCAAUUGAAAACCACUGCAGUGUGAUGCAGCAAAAGAAAAUGGCUCAGUAUUUGACUGAAAUCCUGGGAGACAAGUUAGAUCUGUCAUCUAUGAUGAAUGGAGAUUCCACAAAGCUGCCUUCUCCAGAAACCCUGAAAGGAAAGAUAUUAGUGAAGGGGAAGAAGCUGCCUUCCAGUAUUAGUGAUGAUGCAGAGGAAGGGGAGGUUUCUGAUGAAGACAGCGCAGACGAGAUCGAUGAAGACUGUAAACUCCUAAAUGGCGAUUGGAAGGCUUCCACCAAUAGGAAGCAAGUGGAAAACAUAGCUAAGAAGAGACUUGACUCCUUGAUGAAAGAAUCCAAAAUCCGAGACUGUGAGGACCCCAACAAUUUUACUGUCACCACACUGCCACCUACCGGGAAACGCAGCCAAAAAGCCGAAUUAAAAAAGAAAUGUAACUCUGGCCCUGCCGGUGAAAGAUCUCUGAGUAAAACGGAAGAAGAACUGGAAUCUGGAGAAGAGCCCAGCCCCAACAAGCGUCACAGUCGUUCCUUGAUGGGAAGUUUUUCUAAGCACAAGAAAAAAGGUGGGCGUAUUAAAAAGUGUUCAAGUUUAGAAGAAGGUGAUGAUAGUCUGGAACAGCAGGGAACCUUGGCCAGAACAUCUCUACAUUACAGCAGGAUGAACAGGCAAAAGAAGACAAUGAAGCUUUCAAGGGCGCUGUCAGAUUUGGUGAAAUACACAAAGUCAGUUGGUAUCCACGAUGUGGAUACAGAAAUAUCUUGCAGCUGGCAGGUUUCGUCAUUUAGCGAGACAAAAGCACAUCAAAUACUUCAGCAGAAGCCAGCACAGUUCGUUCGUUUCAACCAGCACCAGCUCUCUCGCAUCUACCCUUCAUCCUACAGAGUGGAUUCCAGCAAUUACAACCCACAGCCCUUCUGGAAUGCCGGCUGUCAGCUAGUUGCUUUAAAUUACCAGUCUGAAGGAAGGAUGCUGCAGCUGAACCGAGCCAAGUUCAACAGCAACGGGAGCUGCGGUUAUGUUCUGAAGCCAAAAUGCAUGUGUCACGGUGCCUUUAACCCAAAUUCAGAAGACCCUUUACCAGGCCAGCUUAAGAAGCAGCUUGUUCUCAGAAUAAUUAGUGGCCAACAACUUCCAAAACCAAAGGAUUCCAUGUUGGGAGACCGGGGAGAGAUCAUCGAUCCAUUUGUAGAAGUUGAGAUCAUUGGUUUACCUGUGGACUGCUUUAAAGAGCAAACUCGAGUUGUGGAUGACAAUGGUUUUAACCCAAUGUGGGAGGAAACAUUGGUGUUUACUAUACACAUGCCAGAGGUCUCUCUAAUACGAUUCUUGGUGUGGGAUCACGAUCCGAUUGGACGGGACUUUAUUGGGCAGAGAACGAUUUCAUUCACCAGCAUGAUGCCAGGAUAUCGACACGUGUACCUAGAAGGUAUGGAAGAGGCAUCUAUCUUUGUUCAUAUAGCAAUUAAUGACAUCAGUGGUAAGGUCAAACAGGCCGUGGGCUUAAAAGGACUGUUUCUGAGAAAUCCAAAGCAAGCGUCUCUGGACAGUCAUGCUGCUGGGCAGCUUCAUCGGAAACAUUCCAUUAGUAGUCACAUAUUGAGAAGAACCGCCAGUGCUCCAACUAAAGGCCAGCAAAAACACAAAAAGGGCUUUCCAGAAAUUGCCAUUGAUUCCAAAGACAACAGUUCCGAAGGGGCUAGCGAAGAUAGAGAGACGGAUGAUUCCUCUAUACCACGCUUUGAUAAAGAGGCUGAAAGUGCUUCUCCGAUUCUACCAUCUAGGGACGGUAGUCCCACGGAAAUGCACAGCAAGGGUUUGAAAGAUGCCAGACAAAUCUCAAUAUGUAGGUCGGUCUCUUCUUUAUGCAGUCUUGAAACCAUUACAGAAGAACCCACCUUUGCCAAGGAAAUACCUUUUUCUGAUUCAAAAGUUAACCAACCUGCUGCCUCAGUCAAAAAUUAUGGCAGUAAAGUGUGUGAUGAACCCACAGGAUCUCAUUCUGAAUGUCCUAACGCAGCAAGUACCUCCAAUAACAUGCAUGGAAUAAACAAUGAACUUGCUGCAGGUAAAAUAUCAACAGCAUCCUGUGGUACAUCCACAUAUACCAACAACAACACAGAAAGACUGUGCAAGGAAAAGAAUGGAAAUAUACUCACCAUCACAAAUGGAAAACAUGAAACCAUAAUUACCUUUAAUUCUGCCAAUAUGAAACCAGGAAUGUCUUUAUUAGCAGAUGUUGCAAAGGAUACGGCCAAAUAUUGUCACGUAAAAGAGACCAUAGCAGAGCAAUUCUUACAUCAAAGCAACAGCACUACAGAUGCAAACAAAAUCAGUAGGCUUCCUGAAAAGCAGAUACUGAACAACCCAGUAAAACAUUCAUUAUCUUCUACAGGUCAGAGGCUGCAAGUUGACCGUAUAAGCCAACAACCAUCCAUGGCCAGGGUUGGUCCACCUGUAGCUGUGAGAAGAACAAAAAGUGAAGGUCAUGUUAUUAAAAACAGCUCAGCCUUAAACUUGAAUUCUGUGUGUCAGUCUCCGGUGGCAGAGGUUUAUUCUGAUGCCACCAUGAAUGAUAAGAUUUGGAGCAAACUAGAGUGUAAUAGUCAUAGAGACAGCAUGUCUUCGUCUUCCAGUAAAUCCUCUAACGACACAGUGAUUGAUCUCUCUUUGCCCAAUUUAGCACAGAAAAGCUUGUUGGAUCUUGAUAUAUCUGAUGAUAACUUUGAAAGCAUUCAUUUAAAAAACAUUAGACCAAGAUCAGCAACAACUUUAGCUCGAGAGAUUUCCUUAGGAGUAACUAAAAGCAAAUCAAACCCAAAUUUAUUGUCCAACAACAGAGCAAUAGGUGAACUUUGUCCAAGACCUCUGGCCAGAAAUCCUGAAGAGGUACUGCCGCCUCUACCAAGACGAAACACCUGGAAUAGACUCUAUGUGGAGAGUCUCAAAAAAACAGCUAGCAAGUCUAACCCCAAUAACAAAACAUCCACUAAUCAGUCAAUGUCUAAAAGUCUUGGAGACUUGACCUCGGAUGAUAUUACAUGCAACUUUGAAAGCAAGUAUAGGAGCAUUAGCAGAAGCUUUAUUACAAGAUCGCAGAGAGUGCAGAGAAGACCAAAUGGUACAAAAGCUUCUAGUAAGUCUACAGAUUCUCUCACAGAGCAACUGAAGAAGCUAACAAGUUUUGAGAAAGAAAAUGAUAUAACAUCCCCUACUGAAUUUCAGCCAGUUCAGUAUGAGGAUGACAGUAUGAAUUUUCUUCGGAGGACAUCCUCCAGAAGUCAAAGCAGAGUACGGUACAUUGCCAAUAGAGCAAAGCAGGCCCAAGAACGUCAAAGACUCCAGAAUCUAGUAAACAACAAUUCCAUAGAAGAAAGGGGUAACCCAGAAGGAGCUUGUGCAAUAACCAAAGGGUACUGUAUGGAUUCCAUUUCACCUUCCCAGUAUACAUCAGAAUCUUUGGGCAAGUCUGGACCAUAAUAUAGUGCUGUGACUAAAACCUACGUACCUUUUUAUAUUCAUGUAACCAUGCAUAUGAUAAAUUUGUCCACGCAAGAAAUACCUCGCAGGGGAAAAAAUAUAUAUCUUUCGUUUUUGGGACUUAUUUGGACUGCUAACAUUAUAAAGCACUUAAAAGUACUGUAUAUAUUUUUAAAAUGAUUGGUUUACACUGGGUUUGCAAUAUCCCCUUACCCUCCCCAUUGCUUUUGGUUUUGUCCAUCAGUCUGCGCAGAACUUGCUUCUCUUCAAACACCCAUGCCAUUCAGAAGAGAACAUUCCUUGUCCCACAUACAGUAUGAUAAACUUUUUCUGCACUGCUUUACCAAUGUGAAAUGUGCUAUUUUUAAAUCGCUGCUGUAUAUAGCACUUUUAAAGUACAAUUUUAUUUUUUUUGCACUGCCAUAUACAGUUUUUCAAAUAAUAUGGUAUGUUUUAAACAAAAUAACAUUUUAACUCUCUUCCUAAUGUAUUAUUGAUGUAAAACAAAACCUUUUAUGUUUUCGUCUACAUUUUUCAUUUUUAGUUUUUUGCAAAAUUUCAUUUGUAAUGUUGUCCUGGAUGUGCAUUUUAGAACUAUGGUCAUAAUAACGUUACUUCAUUCUUUUUGUUUUUCCUGUUGGAAAGUCAUUUACAUUGUCAGAUUUUUUUUAAUUUUGUUAAUUUUAUUCUUUGGUUAUACUAAUCUUCAUGACAGUAAACAUUUUAACAAAAUGUUUGUAAGCCACCAAAAUCUAUUGAAUAAAAUUAUUUAACCGUAA